AUGCCGCAUACGCAUUCGCAGGGACCUACGCCCGAGCUGUUUACGAUCAAGUCUUCCUUCUCGCUUUCUUCAUCAGAGGAUAGUUCUUCUUCUUCAUCUCCACCUAAUUCUCCACCACCCGCAAUGGCGAACCGUACCGUCUACGAGCAGGCAACCACUGGCUUCACCGGUGCUACUUUACCCAUCACCCUUCCGAACAUCGCAAAUGAUAGGUCUUGGCAGAUUCCCUCCUAUAUCAUGACAGCCAUCACCAAUUCAUGUCAGUUCCAUGGUCGUGACGACGAGGAUGCACCCGCUCACAUCAAUCGCAUCACUCGCCUUUGCAGCACCUUCUCCAUUGAGGGUGUUAAUCUCGAUGCUCGAUACCUUCAGGUCUUCCCAUUCACACUCGCAGGUCGCGCAGCCGUCUGGUUUGAUUCGAAGCCAGCGGGCACUUUCACUACUUGGGCAGGUCUUCACGAUGCUUUCUUAGCCAAGUACUUCCCACCAGCCAAGGCGUCCCACCUUUGUGAUCAGAUCCACUUCUUCCGCAUGGAGCCUGAUGAGCCGUACCAUUUGGCGUGGGAGCGUUUUCAGACCUUGCUUUCCCACUGUUCUCAGCAUGGUCUGUCCGAUUGGGCGUUAGUUGAAAAAUUCUACAAUGGUCUUACUCUUGAGAUUAGAGCUCGUUUCGAUACUUCAGCAGGAGGUCAGCUUAUCGGUAAAAAGACGGUAGUUGAGUGCAAUGAUUUGUUUCAGAGUUUUGCCCAUUCUGAUAUGGAUUACAGCACUGCCAGCAGGACUUCAAUUCCUGUGACUACUUCCUCGGCCGGUCGAGGGGUAAACCAAGUUAGCUUGGAUUCAUUGGUAGUGGCUGUUUUAGAGGGUAUGAAGAGAGAUUUACUAGAGAUAAAGAAAAAGGUUGAUAGGCGUGAGGUCUGUAGGGGAGGUCACGAUACGAUAGAGUGUCCCACACUUACGUUAGAGCAGGUUGAGUUCAUAGCUGGUCAGUCUAGGGGUCAAUUUAAUAAUAAUAAUAUUUUUAACUCCAGCUGGCAGGGUAGUGGUAGUAGCAGUGGAUAUCGCCCUUCAGGCAAUCCCCCUGGUUUUCCAUCUGGUCAGUAUCAAAGUAAGGGGCCUGGUUUAUAUACGAGUGGUAGUAGUUCAGGUUCGAGUGGGCAGUUUGCUAGUGGGGGGUCGAAUCAAGAGAGUUAA
Messenger RNA from Helianthus annuus (common sunflower), 1194 nucleotides. RefSeq lists its product as uncharacterized. The record is from RefSeq and is a predicted model, not a curated record. The transcript has a single exon. The coding region runs from base 1 to 1194 and encodes 397 amino acids. Lineage: Eukaryota; Viridiplantae; Streptophyta; Magnoliopsida; Asterales; Asteraceae.